AUGGACAACAAAGGGUUGUCACUGACAGGAGGGCCAUUCCUGCUGGUGAUGGUGCUGAUGUCAAACCUACUCCUGUGCAAGAAUGUGGCCUCCAUGCCCACCUGUCCCAACGGGGAUGGCCAAUGCAGAGUGCCCCUCGGAGAACUGUUUGACCGUGCAGUCAUCCUAUCUGACUACAUCCAUAACCUGUCCUCUGAAAUGUUCAGUGAGUUUGAUAAACGGUACACCCAGGGCAGGAGGUUCAUUACCAAGACCAUCAAUGGCUGCCACACUUCUUUAAUCCCUACCCCCGAAGACAAGGAGCAAGCCCAAAAGACCGAUCACGAAGACCUUCUGAACAUGAUCCUUACAGUGCUGCGCUCCUGGAAUGAGCCUUUGUAUCAUCUAGUCACGGAAGUGCGUGGUAUGCAAGAAACCCCUGGUACCCCAGGAUCCCUUGGUAUGCAAGAAAACCUUCAUACGAAAAUAGCCCCGAAUGGCAUCCUAUCAAAAGCCAUAGAGAUCGAGGAACGUAACAAACAACUUUUAGAGGGUAUGGAGAGGAUAAUCAGCCAGGUUCAAAGUGGAGUCAGAAGAAAUGAGGCCUACCCUAUCUGGUUGGGACUUCCAUCUCUGCAGGUGGCCGAUGAAGACGCUCGCCUUUUUGCUUUUUAUAACCUGCUCCGUUGCCUACGCAGGGAUUCUCAUAAGGUUGACAACUAUCUCAAGCUCCUGAAGUGCCAAAUCAUCUACAAUAACAACUGCUAA
Messenger RNA from Eptesicus fuscus (big brown bat), 747 nucleotides. RefSeq names its product prolactin (gene PRL). Gene Ontology annotation, molecular function: prolactin receptor binding; hormone activity. Bases 1 to 747 code for a protein of 248 amino acids. Gene Ontology annotation, cellular component: extracellular region. Gene Ontology annotation, biological process: positive regulation of cell population proliferation; positive regulation of lactation; female pregnancy. The record is from RefSeq and is a predicted model, not a curated record. The transcript is spliced from 5 exons. Lineage: Eukaryota; Metazoa; Chordata; Mammalia; Chiroptera; Vespertilionidae.